Molecule: messenger RNA, 174 nt
Organism: Trametes versicolor FP-101664 SS1
Lineage: Eukaryota; Fungi; Basidiomycota; Agaricomycetes; Polyporales; Polyporaceae
Exons: 2
Coding region: 1-174 (57 amino acids)
Source: RefSeq, a predicted model, not a curated record
AUGAACAUUUUCAAUGGGUCUUCGUGGUGGUCGGGCAACAACUACGGGAUCAACUGGCGUCCUACCUGGACCCCGCUGACGGAGUACAGUCGCGCCGCGGUUACCUUGCCGUAUAACUACAAUGGUUGGGCGCAAUACUUGCACAACAACCCGUACACUCGCGUGUGGGCCUGA